Phodopus roborovskii (desert hamster) is the source of this 3129-nucleotide messenger RNA. RefSeq names its product odr-4 GPCR localization factor homolog (gene Odr4). The record is from RefSeq and is a predicted model, not a curated record. The transcript is spliced from 14 exons. Bases 225 to 1571 code for a protein of 448 amino acids. NCBI's taxonomy places the organism in Eukaryota, Metazoa, Chordata, Mammalia, Rodentia, Cricetidae. Gene Ontology annotation, biological process: intracellular protein localization. Gene Ontology annotation, cellular component: endomembrane system.
AUCAGGCUGCGCCCGUUGGUGCCCUACUUUGGAGAGGGAAGUGGAGCGUCUGCAGUCGCUUUCUGAUGAAUUCAUGGGUUGUGGAAGUAGGUCCUGAGUGGCAUCUGGCCCUUUGAAGGCAGUUACCUGUACUCACCGAGUUCUCUUGCUGACAGAAGGUUCGGGGGGGAUUUAUUGGCCACGUGUGCACAUUCUGCGAACAAGGUAUUGAAUUGCUGUCAAUAAUGGGAAGAACCUACAUUGUAGAAGAGACUGUUGGCCAGUAUAUUUCAAACAUCAAUCUCCAGGGAAAAACUUUUGUCUCUGGUCUUUUGAUAGGACAGUGUUCUUCACAAAAGGAUUAUGUGAUUCUUGCCACUAGAACACCACCCAAAGAGGAACAGAACGAGAACCUCAAGCAUCCCAAAGCUAAGUUGGAUACUUUGGAUGAAGAAUGGGCCACAGAACAUGCCAGCCAGGUAUCUAGAAUGCUCCCUGGAGGACUUGUGGUUCUUGGAAUAUUUAUUAUUACAACUUUAGAACUAGCAGAUGAUUUUCAAAAUGCCUUGCGCAGACUUAUAUUUUCUGUGGAAAAAUCUAUAAAUAGGAAAAGACUAUGGACUGUCACAGAGGAAGAGGUCUCAGAACGAGUGAUACUCCACAUAUGUUCUUCUACAAAAAAAUUAUCUUGUCGAACUUAUGACGUCCAUGACCCAAAGAGUUCAGCAAGACCUGCAGAUUGGAAGUAUCAAAAUAGAGUGUCUACCUCAUGGCUGUCUCUAGAGUGUACUGUUCACGUUAAUAUUCACAUCCCACUGUCAGCCACUUCCGUCAGCUAUACUUUGGAAAAAAACACAAAGAGUGGACUUACACGCUGGGCCAAGCAAAUAGAAAAUGGUGUUUAUUUGAUUAAUGGACAAGUUAAAGGUGAAGAUUGUGACCUAUUAGAAGGACAGAAAAAAUCUAGAGGAAAUACUCAAGCAACUGCUCAUUCUUUUGAUGUCCGAGUGCUAACACAGUUGCCCCUGAAUUCAGACCACAGAUCCACAGCCACAGUCCAGAUCUGCAGUGGUUCUAUAAACCUUCGGGGUGAUGUCAAAUGCAGAGCUUAUAUUCACAGCAACAGACCCAAGGUUAAAGACGCUAUGCAGGCAGUGAAGAGAGAUAUUUUGAACACAGUUGCUGAUCGUUGUGAAAUACUUUUUGAGGACCUGAUUUUGAAUGAAAUUCCAGAAAAAAAAAAAUAUGAACUUCCUCAGCGAGUUUUUGUUCCCUUUCCUGGAUCCGCUAUAAUGUUGUGUGAUUAUAAGUUUGGUGAUGAAUCAGCUGAAGAAAUUAGAGACCAUUUUUCAGAGAUGUUAGAUCAUGAGAUUCAAAUAGAAGACUUGGAAAUUGCAGAGGAAGUAAACACAGCUUGUAUGACUUCCUCUGUGAAGAGCGAAGCAUCACCAACCAACUCUGGUGAUGAACACCCAGAGCCACCAAGUAAGACUACAGUUGGAUUGAAGAUUAAGCAAAACAUAGGUGCGAUUGCAGCACUUGGUGUGGCAGUCCUUGCAGCCGGCAUCUCCUUUCAUUACUUCAGUGAUUAGGGUGAGGCACAGAGAGCUUCCUGAUCAUCCAGAGAACAGUGAACAACAGCUAUGAAAACUCAAGAUGUAACUGCCCCAGCUGCAUAUAAGCUCUGCUACAGUAAUGUGUAUUAGGUGUGUUUCUGACUUACAUGACAUCACCAGCUGCCUUGUUUAACCUGCUUUCAUUAUCUGGCCCAGGUUUCCAGAAGUAAACUAUACAUCAAAAUGGAGUUGCAUGUAACAAAUCACUAUUAUGUAUUUUCAAAAAGAGUCAAAACGUGAGCUAUUUUAGAGUUUAGUCCUAUUGAACAGCAUCACAUACUGAUCGAAAUAUUGAAACUUUGAGCAGUCAGUAGCAAUCAUAGUUGAUAAAUCAUCAGGAAUUGCCUGGUAAGUUUAUCCUUAUUUUAUGGAAAUGGUCUAAAUUGGAGACCAUGAAUACUAUUUUAAGCACACAAAUGGACUGUGGAGUCCUGGAUGGCAGGUGCCAGUAGCAGCACGGCACUGUGUUGCUUGCCUCAAAACCAAAACAAAGAGAGAGUAAAUUGGAGAUGCUAUCCUAGGUAGGGAUAGUUUAUGUUCAGUAGCUCUCACCUUGUAGUUCUGUGUAGCUCCUGGCAGAAACAAACUAGAAGCACUUGUAACUUAGGCCCAAGACUCCCAUAAAUUAUGAUCAAGCAGUAAGUCUUAGGAAAAAGUAAGUUUUGAAGUUCUCCCAAGUUUACAACAACAUAGAGAAUGAAGGACAUAGUCAUAGAUGUGGCUAAGAGCUAGAUAGUGCUCCUUAGAAUAAACUAUAGGAAAAAUUGAACAUUGAAGUCAGUUCUGCCAACUAAAUGUGGGUAAGAGCAGGGUAGUGCUCCUUAGACUGAGGACUGCUUUCUUUAAAGGAAGAGGGCAGACUGCAGGCUGGUUAAUGGAAAAUCAGUGAAGUGGACGGUAGAGCAGCAGAGGGAAGGGUGACAGUCUAGGAGAACCAGGACAGGAGAAUGGAAGAGAGGCAGCACUUGGGCUGACAGGGUUCUCCACACAUUAGCAAAACAUUUAUAAAUUCAAGAAAUACAUUUAAAAAAAAAAUCCAUGAUUUUAUCCAAGUAGUGAACUACAAGACACAAAGCAAGGUUGUAAAAAAGUCAAAGGUAUAUAAAGCUCCUCAGCUAAGGUAAGCCAGUCACAUACAGAGCAGACCCCCAGUAGCGACAGUGUACCCAAGAAAGUGGGAAAAUGCCUUAGAAUUGUGAGUGGAACUGUAACAGCUGAUGUAAAGCAAAGCUCAGAAACAACAAAUCUUCAUUAAAGAAACUAAAAAAGGAUGGUCUUCAAUGAAGAAAAGUACUCCAAAGCAAGAUCUGAAAUAAAGUGUUAAUGAACAAAGUGAUCAAUAUUGUUAAAGUGUUGUUUGUAUAAAGCAGUCAUAAUGAAGUAUUCAUAGAAAUUGUAAACAAAUAUAAAACUGAAUAAAUAUUGUUAAGCAACAUUAAUGUGUAAUUUUCAAAUAUGAAUAUAACUGGGAAAAUCUGGCUUAGAGGAUAGGAGGAGGAUGAUUAGAACCAAAGUGCUCUGAGGGGCUGGGGCU